This is a messenger RNA of Platichthys flesus (European flounder), 6201 nucleotides long. Its product is annotated as CCR4-NOT transcription complex subunit 3-like. The record is from RefSeq and is a predicted model, not a curated record. Gene Ontology annotation, biological process: nuclear-transcribed mRNA poly(A) tail shortening; regulation of stem cell population maintenance; regulation of DNA-templated transcription. The transcript has 20 exons. Bases 192 to 3146 code for a protein of 984 amino acids. Gene Ontology annotation, cellular component: P-body; nucleus; CCR4-NOT core complex. Lineage: Eukaryota; Metazoa; Chordata; Actinopteri; Pleuronectiformes; Pleuronectidae.
AGGAGUUCCUGGCGGCCAUCUUGGAUGUGCGGACUGAUUGUUUAGCGAGAAGAAUUGUGAACAUUUUAGAAAAUAAGCCAUUUUACUGAAUCCCUGAAGGUUUGAGGAAGUGGAGGCGACCGAGGACCGAGACCGUCACUCGGAACAGUCCGGUGAAAGAAGGCAUGAAGACAUCAUCCUAGUUAUCAGUCAUGGCCGAUAAAAGGAAACUUCAAGGUGAAAUAGAUCGAUGUCUGAAAAAAGUAGCGGAAGGUGUAGAACAGUUCGAAGACAUCUGGCAAAAGGUGAGGAGGGACUGUGACAAGCUUCACAAUGCAGCCAACGCCAACCAAAAGGAGAAAUAUGAAGCAGACCUCAAGAAAGAGAUUAAAAAGCUACAGCGUCUUCGAGACCAGAUCAAGACGUGGGUGGCAUCCAACGAGAUCAAAGAUAAACGGCAGCUAGUCGAGAAUCGCAAACUCAUAGAAACGCAAAUGGAGCGGUUCAAGAUAGUUGAAAGAGAGACCAAGACGAAAGCCUACUCAAAAGAAGGACUGGGUCUGGCACAGAAGGUCGAUCCGGCCCAGAGGGAGAAGGAGGAGGUCGGGAUGUGGCUAACGAAUAUGAUCGACACACUGAACAUGCAGGUGGACCAGUUUGAGAGUGAAGUGGAGUCUCUGUCGGUCCAGACCAAAAAAAAGAAAGGAGACAAGGAGAAGCAGGACCGGAUCGAGGAGCUGAAGAAGUUCAUCGAGAAGCAUCGAUACCACAUCCGGAUGCUGGAAACAAUACUGAGGAUGCUGGACAACGACUCAUUGCAGGUGGACUCCAUCAAGAAGAUCAAGGACGAUGUGGAGUACUACAUUGACUCGUCGCAGGAUCCAGAUUUUGAGGAGAACGAGUUUCUGUACGACGACCUGGAUCUGGAAGACAUUCCUCAGACGCUGCUCGCCACCUCCCCGCCGGGACAGUCCACCUUGGAGGACGAGAUCUUCCAGCACUCCAGCAGCACACCCACCUCCACCACCUCAUCUUCACCCAUCCCCCCCUCGCCUGCCACUUGCACUACGGAGAACUCAGAGGAUGACAAGAAGAGAGGGCGUUCAACAGACAGUGAAGUUAGUCAGUCACCUGUGAAGAACGGAAACCCCUCCUCCUCGUUAUCCUCUUCCUCCUCCUCCUCCUCCUCUUCCUCCUCCUCUUCCUCCUGCUCUUCUUCCUCCGUCUCAGGACUGAACCCCUCCUCGCUGGUCUCUAUGGCGACCAUGGCUGGGGGUGGAAGCAGCGGCUCAGGGGGCAACAGUCAUUUCACCAGCUCGGGGGGGCUGCUCUCCAACACCUCCGCUGGCAGCUACAGCAACGCCACCCAGCAGCCGCCGCACCCAUCGGCACAGCAGCAGCCGGCCAAGAACUCAGUGAGCUCCUCCUCCUCUGCACCUAUAGCCUGCCCCAGCAUCAACAGCCACCCCGCCUCCUCCAGCUCCUCUCCCCCCAAUGCCAGCAUGCAGGGGCUCCUGAGUUCAAACUCCCUGCCUCCGUCAGGGCCCUCGCAGACCUCCAACAGCUUCGGCCUCGGCCUGGGACUCUCUCUGGGGAAAGGCGGCAUGUCCAGUUCCCUCACCACCAGUCCGAUGUCCGGGGGCCUCGGCUUGUCAGGGAUGCCGGCAUCCCUGAGCACCAUGGCGAGCCUUCUAUCCAGCUCCACCCCAGCACCGUACGCUCAGGCAGCCGCCUCAGGCGCUGUUGGCUCCGGCUUACCAGGUUUACCGGGCUCCCUGGGAGGCGUCAGCACCACAACCUCCAACAGCGUGUUGGGAUCCAUCGGCAGUGGGAACAUCACAGUCGGCGGGCCGACAUCUUCAUCAGGAGGUCUACUGGGCGCAUCGACAUCGAUGGGCAGCAUCGGCUCUGGGAUUCUGGGUUUGAGCUCCAGCCAGUCGGGGAUGCAGGGGAUGUCUCUGAUGUCCCCGAGCCCGGUGGGAGGCCUGGCUCCAGGAAGUGGAGUCGGCAUCAUCGGGAGCAACGGAGGGAGCUCUGGAUCAGUGGGGAGCGGAGUGGUGGGAGGAAACUCGUCGCUGUCCGUCAGACCGCCGAGCCGACAGAAGCAGAACGGAAGCACUAGUUACAGUGCUGUGGUAGGCGACAGCACAACAGACUCCGCCCUCAACAUGGUCAGCCAAUCACAAAACAGCCAACCCUCAUCUUUGACCUCCUCAGCCAAUCAGCCUAAGGACACUGGUCCCAGUCUACUGGGCUCUAUCACUCUGUCGUCCAGCUCUCCAUCGCCGGGUUCCUACAGUGAUGCCAAAAUGGUGAGCGGCAGCAGCCUGCUGAACGGACCGCUGUCCUUCUCACAGUCCUCCGAUGGCAUGAAGUGUCACAGCUCGGGAGCUCUGAGCUUUCUGAAACUACCAAGGUCCGAUUUUUCAUGUCUACCACAAAAGGAAAGCAUUCUAAUGGAUUCGGAGAACUCGACCCUGUUUGAAGACAACAUGACCAUGAAAGACGAGCCCCAGGAGCCUCUGAGCAGCCUGAAGUCCAUGGCCGAGCGAGCAGCACUCAGCUCAGGGAUGGAGGGAGACGUGACUUCCCUGCACCUCACCCCAGACAUCUUCCCGAGCAGCACUACAGCCUCCUCCGGACCCCCCUCUGCGCCUCAGACCUCGCUGUCAGAGGUCAGCAUCCCCCCCUCACUGGGGGUCUGUCCACUGGGGCCGGUGCCCGUGUCCAAAGACCAGCUCUACCAACAGGCCAUGGAGGAGGCGGCGUGGACGCACAUGCCCCACCCAUCCGACUCCGAGAGGAUCAGGCAGUACCUGAUGAGGAACCCCUGCCCCACCCUGCCUUUCCACCACCAGGUGCCACCCCCCCACUCUGACACUGUAGAGUUCUACCAGAGGCUUUCCACCGAGACCCUCUUCUUCAUCUUUUACUACCUGGAGGGCACUAAGGCCCAGUAUCUGGCAGCCAAAGCCCUGAAGAAGCAGUCGUGGAGGUUCCACACAAAGUACAUGAUGUGGUUUCAGAGGCACGAAGAACCCAAGACCAUCACUGAUGAGUUUGAGCAGGGAACGUACAUCUACUUUGACUAUGAGAAAUGGGGCCAGCGGAAGAAGGAGGGAUUCACUUUCGAGUACCGGUACCUAGAAGACCGUGACCUCCAGUGACCUGCGGAGAGACAUGUGGAAGGACAGACGGGCGAACAACUGAGAAAGAGAGAGAGGGACGUGGACGCAGGAAAGAAUUAGCGAAUGAACAAAUACGGGCGGUCCGGCUGACAUUCCUGGUUUUGACCUCAGCUCGCUGCUGGAGAGGAGACGUUCAGGGUCGGAGGGCGACACCAGUCCCUCCCACUGACCCUCCAGCCCCGCCCCUCCUCCUCCACCCCCUCCUCCUCCACCAGGUCUUUUAUUUCCAUCUUUUUCCUGAACUGGAACUUUCUUUAAAUCAACGAGAAGACUUUGUUUUGUUUUGGCAGAUAAAAAACUCAAAUCACAGCGACAUCCUGACGACCCGAGCUUUCCCCUUCUCCUUGUUAUUCUGUUGCUUUGGCUUUAGAAGCUGUUUCUUACAUUUGCCCCUGAAGAACCAAAGAUGACGAUUCGUACAGUUCAGGCUCCGUCCUGUUUCCAACCCGACCACAGAGGCUCCAGAUCUCAGACUUUGGCCUGACGCAGGGGACAAAUGUGACUUAGUUUUUUUUAAAGUGAGGACGGAGGAGGAGAGAGAACGGCGUCUUUUAAUAAUCACCGAUCUGAACCUGUAGGAACCGUGUAGACCAACAAUUAGAACCAACGACCCCCUCGUCUGACGCAGCAGGGAAAAGUUGAACCUUCACCAAACAGCGUUCUCCUCCAGCUGCUCCAACGAGAGCGUCUUCGGCUUCAUCGCUCCAGCACUCAUGAAAAACUGUUUCAGACAUGAACUCCAGAUCGUGCGUCUGGAGUUCAUGUCUGUAACAUGUGAGGAAGCAGCAGGACCCGGUCAGACGUGUUAGAGCGUCAUCACCACGUCCACUCGCUCGCUAUCAAUGUUCCAGACAUUUCUCCUGGGGGGGGGGGAAGAGUCAAGCAACUGACUCUGACGUUUGUCAUCCAGCCCCUCAGGGAAACUCUGGGUUCAUGUCUGAAAGCAGCUUCAGAAGCAGAUCCACCGGUGAAGCUCCUCCGGUGGAUCUCUGACUCCGGCUGCUGCUCGCUCGACGGCGGCCGGAGUCAGAAACAAUCAACACGACGUGGGUGAAGGUCGGUCGUGGGCGGCUCACGGGCCUCUCUCUCUCUCUCUCUCUCUCUCUCUCUCUCUCUCGCACUCUAAAGUAUCUCCGAGGCUCUGUUGUUGUGUUCGUGUGAAGUGGUGAAAGUGGCCGCUUCGUUUUGUGAAUCCGUGGCGUCUAAAAAUAUCUGGGCCCGCCUCCUCCCGUCCCGUUCCAGUGGAGUGUGACUGCAGAGCCGGCGAGGUGUCGGCAGCACCGGGCUCCUACCGGGGGGGCAGCGUUACGUCACCGCCACAGGAGAGCGAGCAGAAGAACUAGCUUCACCAAGUUCAACCUCACGUUGUUAAGUUAAAGGGUCAGUUCACUCAAAUCGUACAACACACACGUUCUCCUCCUCUUUCAGUUUCCUGAGAAGUGAAGAAGUAUUUAACUGAUUCUUCUAAGGAGCACAAACAGUUUUUUGUUAUUCGCCUUCGUUGGAUUCAGCUGCUGAAUAACCGAUCAAACCAAACCUGUACCGACGGUUUAAAAAGGUCUGAGUGUCAAGCAGCCGCCAUGACGUCACCUGAUCUCAGACCUGUGCUUCAAUCUCAACUUCUAAAAUUAGUCAUCGCAGCAAAUCUGAGAUUAAAAACAGGAUUAAUCUGCAGAGAGUCGCUCGAGCUUUUUUUUAACUCGACACUUCUUCAUCGACGGAGGAAGGUCAGCUUCUCGUUUGACCUCGAUUCCUCAGACACGUAUUUAAAACAGACGUUUCUGGGAAAUAAGCUCAAACUCUUUUGGUUUGUCGGUUCCAGUGUCGGCCGAACGAUUUGCAGGUGGAAACUUUUCUACUCUCUCCUGCGUCACUUUCCUUUUUCACAUCCACAAACUAAACGAGGUAAGAAACAUAAUUUGGUCUUAGUUCAAACAAAUAACAGACGUGAAGGUUUUCAUUUUUUGUAAUUUGAAUGAACUGAUCCUUUAACGACUGAAGCUCCAGCGGUGAUCCACAUGAGCGUCGUGCGUUUGAUUCCACCAGCAGCUGGACGUCCGUGUCCCCCCCCCCCCUCCUCCUCCUCCUCGCUCUCUCCGUGCUGAAGAGCACAAACACCAGCAACGAUGCCCAGACCUCAUCCUGCGUCCUCUACUGACACACACAGACACACACUCUGCCCAGUUCUCACCUCCUUCAGGCGGUUUCCCAGCUGCAGCUUGUUUUCUUUUUUUGUUUAGUUUUCUCCUCCUCUUCCUCUCAGCUCCUCCUCCUCCUCCUCUCUCAACGCCAGGUAGAUAUUUCCUUUGUUUCUCAGGAAGUAUGUCAUCGAUCAUUUUGAGGAAAUGAAUCCGCCAGCAGCUCCGUUGCUACAGCACAACAACAACAACAACAACUACAAGAUAAACAGACCAGCACCAACAGCGUUUCUCUGCUUCACUUCACUUUCUCUCUUUCGUUCACCAAAAGCUUUUGAAAAAAAAAGAAAAAAGAAAUUGAAUAAAAAAAACUCCAACCUGUUCCUCCGUUGGUCGGAGCGGCACCUGGACGAGAGGCCAUCUUCAUAUUUUGUAUUUUUUGGAUUAUCUGUGGUAGUUUGUAUAUUUUUUUUCUUUUUUUCAGACACGGGGGGGGGGAAACUACGUUUGACCCCCCCGGAGGAGAACGAGGACCCUGUUGUUUUUAACGAUCGUCUCAACAGGAGCGUGGUUUGUUUUUAGAGCCGAACAGACGCCGACGACUCGACACCCGAACCCACAGUCCCGCUUUUAACCUUUUGUUGACCUUUGACAAGCGUAAGGGACGAGAGGGCGAUCGAGAGCCCGAAUGUGAAUCUCUCUCUCUGCCCCUUUGACAAAAGUGUUGUAUAGACUCCUUCUUCAAACCUCUCCGUUGGGUUUUUUCUCUUUUUGUUUGUUGUUGUCGUAAGACAGCUUGAAAUAAUGACACUUACAAAGUGGCGCUGAAAAAGUAAAUAAUGAAAUAACCAUGAAUAAAGGAUUGUAAAAUAUUAAAAUAAUUACUUUUCAGAAAA